Coniosporium apollinis CBS 100218 is the source of this 531-nucleotide messenger RNA. RefSeq lists its product as uncharacterized. The coding region runs from base 1 to 531 and encodes 176 amino acids. The record is from RefSeq and is a predicted model, not a curated record. Lineage: Eukaryota; Fungi; Ascomycota; Dothideomycetes. The transcript has 2 exons.
AUGUCCAGCAAAGUAGACUUCCUCACCCAACCUCCUGGCAAACCCGAUGAACCCUGUGUGCUCUUCUUCCUCGGCUGUGGACUCAUUGUAAUCCCGACCUCGAACUCGGUGAUGCGCCUCAUAGUGACGGGCGAAGAGACGGGAAACGCAUUCUGCAUCGUUGGAACCGGCGGCACCUCAUUAGACCCUAUCGGCUUCCAUUACCACCGUCAAGCGCAUGAUAUUUUCUUGUGCCUCAAGGGCGAAGUCAACGUUUGGGCUAAUGAUGAAAGCAGAACGCUGACGCCCGGCGACCUUGCCAGCGUGCCACCAAUCUCCGCCGAACACACUGAGUUCGUUGGCCCCAUCAUGCCCAGCGGCUGGGAAGACUUCUUCUGGUUCAUCGGGGAGCCGUACCAAGGCCCUAUUUUCCCCGACAACGACACCCGCAAUCCCUUCGAGGCCCUGGUUCUGAAGCUCGUCGCUGCAACGGAGAAAUACGACAUGGUGCCCGUCCGAAAUCACCCAGCUGUGCUUCUGAUGCCGCACUGA